This is a messenger RNA of Entelurus aequoreus (snake pipefish), 3389 nucleotides long. RefSeq names its product radical S-adenosyl methionine domain containing 1 (gene rsad1). The record is from RefSeq and is a predicted model, not a curated record. Gene Ontology annotation, cellular component: cytoplasm. Gene Ontology annotation, molecular function: coproporphyrinogen oxidase activity; 4 iron, 4 sulfur cluster binding. Bases 267 to 1652 code for a protein of 461 amino acids. The transcript is spliced from 10 exons. NCBI's taxonomy places the organism in Eukaryota, Metazoa, Chordata, Actinopteri, Syngnathiformes, Syngnathidae. Gene Ontology annotation, biological process: porphyrin-containing compound biosynthetic process.
CUUGUGUUGCACAACACAUUACCACUUGUUCGAGAGCGCAAAAUGACCUCUGUUUACAUAUUUGAAAUAUAUUUGGCUCAAAGUGGUGGAUAUUGUAAGUAAGAGGCACUUUAAUAAAGACACAAUAUGAUAUUAGAUGACGAAAUUCAGCGGCGAGGUGGACUUUUAACACUGCAACACACUCUUCGUGUUGACCUAUUUAACUGAACGGGCCAGCGGCAAACACGCGAGUGUCACAAAUGGAGUAAAAUAAACUUCUAAUAAAGAUGCAGAACAUCUUUAGAGCGACACGUCGUGCGUUAAAACCCAACCAAGGCUGCUUCUCUGGGAUGAGUACGGGAGAAUUAUCCAAGGACGUAUCAGAAUGUUCCCAGCACGAUGACACAUGUUUAACGAAGGAGGCUUCUCUCUACAUUCACUGGCCUUACUGCCUGAAGCGAUGCUCCUACUGCAACUUUAACAAGUACAUCCCUAAAGACAACAAUAACCACAUAUUGACCCAGUGUCUUCUGCGGGAGACAGCGACUCUGCUGCAGCUUAGUCAAGUGUCCUGCAUCACCUCUGUGUUCUUUGGCGGUGGGACCCCAAGCCUGGCGCACCCCUCCACUGUCUCUGCCUUGCUGGAAACCGUCUCCAGGCAUGUGGGUCUUGCAGACGAGGCCGAGGUCACGUUGGAGGUCAAUCCAACUCCUGAGGGGAGGUCAAAGUUGGAGGAUUUUAGCCAAGCAGGGGUUAACCGUUUCUCCAUUGGGGUGCAGUCUUUGCAGCAAGAGAGCUUAAAACUCUUGGGCCGAGACCACAGCCCCAGUCAGGCUGUGCAGACCAUCGAGGAGGCUCGCAGGCUGUGCCCGGGGAGGGUGUCGGUAGACGUCAUAUUCGGACGCCCCAACCAAACCUUGCAAUCCUGGGAGGCGGAGUUGUCAGAGCUGCUGAUGCUGAGCGACGCGCAUGUGUCUCUCUACCAGCUGACCCCGGAGCGAGGAACCUUACUCUUUAAACAGCUGCAAGGCGGUGAACUGGCGUUGCCCAACGACCACCAGAUGGCGGAGAUGUAUGAGAGCGCCAGAAGGAUGCUGAAGGAGCACGGCUUCCAGCAGUACGAGGUGUCAAACUUUGCCAGACAUAAUGCAGUGAGUCAACACAACAUGAACUACUGGAAGGCAGGACAAUACAUCGGUGUUGGUCCAGGAGCACAUGGCCGCUUUGUCCCUCUCGCUGAGGGAGGUGUGCAGCGUGAGGCCCGCACACAGACCUUGGAGCCUGACCAAUGGAUCCGCGAGGUCCGGCAGAUGGGACACGGGACAAGAAGGAGGAUUCUUCUGGGACGCCUUGAACUACUGGAGGAGGCCUUGGUGAUGGGAUUGAGAACGACAGAGGGCAUCACUCACAAGGACUGGCAGCUGUUCAGUCCACAGCUGGCCCUUGGUGACAUCUUCGGCUCAUCCGCUGACGUCCAAGAUUUCUUCCACGGAUGCUCUCUGAUCCUCGACGACAAAGGCUUGCGCUGCUCAUGGGCUGGUCUGGCCUUACUGGACAGCCUGCUGCCCACCCUGCUCCUGGAACUGGAGAGGAAAGUCCCCCCUUCCCCAAAAGAGUCCUGUUUUGGGGAAAGUAGCAAGUCUUGUCAAGUCAAAAGGCUCAAGUCCAAGUGAAGUCACAAGUCAUUGAUGUUAAAGUCUAAGUCGGGUUGCAAGUCUCUUUACAUUUUGUCAAGUCGAGUCUAAAGUCAUCAAAUUCAUGACUCCAGUCUGACUCGAGUCCACCCCUCUGGGUAUAUGUAUUAAUGUCAAUUUGUGAGAGAGAUUCUGUUUCCAGAAUGAAUGUAAAUACAUUUACAUUAAAAAACAGCUGCAUAAGAUUUUCGUUUUUUUGUCAUUCCUAUUUUUAUACAUUUAUGGCUCUAAAAAAAAACGCCAGGAUAUUUUGCAGAGAACUUUUAACCUAAUGUCCACGAUGGCAUUGUCUAUGCAAAAAUGCAAAAAAAGAGUAGUGCCCAGACGUGGGAACGUAAACCACUUUCUAGCAACUUUUUCCUGGUUCACCUUAUGGCCUACUUUAUGGUCAGGGUGUGCUGUCCUGACUUAGCACACACACACACACACACACACACACACACACACACACACACACACACACACACACACACACACACACACACACACACACACACACACAGACAGAAAGGAGGAAUAUACAACUGAUGAUUUGGCUUCUCCAAUUUAGGAGUGCCUUUUUUUUUUUUUUAACUUGACCUCCUCCAGGAACUGCAGUCCUGUAUAAGGAGGCUCACUUGUAAUAAAGCAACUUUUAGUUGAGUAAAGUGUCUCCGACGUCUCCUCUGAUCCAGCCGCACUGUCGUGUCGCCCUUCUGUCCGGACCAGGAUGACAAGACCAGAAAUACACAUCAAUUUCAAAAUGAAACAGUUUUUAUACUGAUUUAUAAUCUUGAUUUCUUAGUUUUUCUAAAAAGCCAGAAAGUAGUUUAAAGUAGUGCUCUGAACUCAAAACACAAAUUGUUCACUAAAAUGAAGGGUGAAUGUUAAAUUGUUGUCCUUACAAGUACGUUUUUUGGUUAAGAUACAUCAUUUCAAAUGAAUUGUACAAUAGUACACGUGACUAUCUGCUUGUACUAUUGUACUAUGUGCAGGGACGUAAGAGUACUCAGCAUUGAGUGACCCACACCACAACAUUACUGCGCUCUGCGGUGUAACGUCACGUUAAUUCAGUGGUACUGGCAGGUAAAAACACCACAAGACCAGAAGGUUUAAGAAUGGUUUAUUUGGUGCUCGCCAUCAGAACAUACAAUUUCAAAUGCAACCAUUCACCAAAAGAAAAUCAAAAGGCCAAGGUUGUCGUGUACUGCAUGGGAAAAAAAAGCCAUAUUCAAAAUAAGCAUGUUCAAAAAUCAUGUACCUCUCCCACUAUGGUAAAAAACUUUUUCCCACCCAGGUGCAGCAGAUUGUGUAUAGCUUGCAUUUUCCUUUUUGUUUCUGCUUUAGUGGAUUCUGCCUUGGAUUUUAUAGCCAAUUUCUGUCUCUUCGACUCCCUCUCCACUUCUAACUGAUCCAAGUGCAAAAAUCAUAAAGAGUACAAUCAUUAUUAUUAUCUAACUUAAUUUUUCUGAUUAGCGAUUUGUAAUGUAAAGCAUGAAAUAACAAAUAUCUUGCUGUCAUGUUUGUUUCAAAAUGAUUGUAGGUCGGAAAAAACAAAGAAAAACGGAACAUAUUUUUAAAAUAUUUUUACACAGAUAAAAAAGACGUAUUCCCGACUAUCGACUGACAAAUGACAUGCCUGCUAAAGGUGCAAAUCAAUAGAAGCAAGAUGAAAGGCAAUAUUGGCUUGAUAAUAUAUGAACUCCCUCCAAUGGUUGCCAUUAAAAUUGUGGUCAA